Lactuca saligna is the source of this 1063-nucleotide messenger RNA. Lineage: Eukaryota; Viridiplantae; Streptophyta; Magnoliopsida; Asterales; Asteraceae. The record is from the annotation of a GenBank genome assembly.
CAAAGGGCAGUAUCUAAUUAUCUAUCAAGUAUUACACCGUCGGUUCUUUCACGCUCCGAUCGCAACAGCCGCACUCCUCCCUUCUUCUCGUCGUCUUCAACAUCGAAACAGCAAGAUAAGUUACAAUGGCGUUGCUGUUCAAGGAUCCAACAAAGAUUUCAGCAUAUCGUGACAGAAGGUUUCCAGGAACCCAAGAAGAAUAUGAACACGCACUCCAAACCUCAACAACUGUAUACAUUGGCAACAUGUCUUUCUACACCACUGAAGAGCAACUUUAUGAGCUCUUCUCUCGUGCAGGAGAAAUCAAAAAGAUUGUCAUGGGUUUAGACAAGAACACAAAAACCCCAUGUGGCUUCUGCUUCAUCAUGUACUAUUCUAGGGAAGACACUGAAGAUUCAGUGAAAUACAUAAGUGGGACAAUUCUUGAUGAUCGGCCUAUUCGUGUUGAUUUUGAUUGGGGGUUUCAAGAUGGAAGACAAUGGGGGCGUGGGCGUAGUGGUGGACAACCACCUCCCAUGGCUGCCAGCUAUGGAAGACAUGGAGGAGGAGGAGGUGGUCAUGGGUAUGGGGGAGGUGGACACAGGCAUGGCAGAGGAGAUUAUCAAAGGAAGAGAUACCGUGAUGAUGAUCGGGAUAGACGUGGGCCCGAUGUGCCCAAGAGGAAUUCCGAAAACGAAACUCGAAGAAACUCUGAUUUUGAUUCCAAACAGGAGAAAAACCCACGUUUUCGUGAGCAUGGUGAUUCUGAUGAAGAGGAUGAUGACAGGAAAAGACAGAAAUAACUGGAAUUCGGUUUAUCAUUAUUAAUAUUAUUUCAUGGGUAAAUUUAUCAAAAUAUUUUCGGUUAUGUACAAGUUGUUGUUAAGACCCAUAUUAAUAGUUUGAAAUUGCUAGUUUUUAUUCAAUCUAUCAUCGCCUCAUUGUCUAAAAUAUUAAAAGAAUAUAGGAAAAAUUGGUUUAAGUUUUCUUGGAUAAGGAAAAAUUCUAGAUUAAAUUGAUGAAUAAUUAAUUUAGACAAUGACGUGUUAUCAGCAUUAUGUUUUGUUGAAUGAAAAGUAAAGCC